Plasmodium reichenowi is the source of this 6198-nucleotide messenger RNA. RefSeq lists its product as hypothetical. The coding region runs from base 1 to 6198 and encodes 2065 amino acids. The transcript has 10 exons. The record is from RefSeq and is a predicted model, not a curated record. NCBI's taxonomy places the organism in Eukaryota, Apicomplexa, Aconoidasida, Haemosporida, Plasmodiidae.
AUGGAAAUAAAAUUGAAUACAAAAUUUGAUGAAAUUUUAUUAAUUGUUUGUGAUAAGCAUGUGAUAGAAAAUCACGAAAAAUUUUUCGUCGACAAAUAUGAGAACGUGAUGUGUGUAGAAUGUUUAUAUAAAUUUCUUUUUAAAAAAUAUCCUUUAUAUAAAAAAUAUUUAUUAUUUAAGAGUAUAAAUAACUUAUUUUGUAUAAAAGAGUGUGAAGAAUUUCGUUAUCAUUUUUCUUUUUAUUUAUUGGACCACACUUUAUUUCUAUCAGAAACUUUUAGUUAUAUAGAAGGAAUAUCGCAAUGCGAAGAGAAAAAGGAAGAAAAAAAAAUAUAUUCCUCUAAUUAUAAUAAUGAAAAUAUUAAAAAUAAUAAUAAUAAUAAUAAUAGUAUUUAUUAUAAUGAUGAUGAUGAUUAUUAUUAUGAUUAUAAUUAUAUAUAUUUAGUGAAUAGCGAAUUAAUUAAGUUAACUACUAAUGCAUGCAAAGAAUUUUUAUAUAAAUGUUCUAAAGAAUUAUGUAAUAUUUUUAAAGAUGCUAUUUAUACUUGUGUACUUGUUCGAUUAAAAAACUUUUCUUCAAGGAAUAAAAAAAGAAAUUUUUUUUUUCUUUUAGAUUUUCUGAAGAGUUUAAUAGAUAAUGUCGAAAUUAUAUUUAUAACUUUAAAAGAUGAAUCAACCAUUAUUGAAGAAUUAAUGAAAUUAUUUAUACAAAACGAUGAAAUGAUUAAUUCUAAAUUAAGCAAUAAUAAUUAUGGUUAUAUAUAUGAAUAUACUGGUUAUACAAAUAAAUGUAUUGAAAAAAAAAAACAAAACAAUAAUCAACACUACAAUAGUGAGUUGUUAUUAAAUUUACAAAUUAUAUAUAAACUAUGGCAUGACAAUUUAUUAUGGCAAAUUAAUAAUAAUUUAUUAAAAAGAUUUUUUAUAUAUUUAAUAACAAAAUUUAAAUAUACUAACAAAAACACAGAUUUAUGUACUUAUUAUAUACAAUUCAUAUAUUUAAUAACAUUACAAUAUAAUGUUUUGAAUUAUUUUUUUCACCACAUUAUUUUUGAUUCCUCACCAAAUAGUAAUAUUAAAACUUUCAAUAUUGAAAAUAAUAAUCGUAAUAAAAGUAAAAGUAGUAACAAAAGUAAAUGUAGUAACAAAAGUAAAAGUAGUAACAAAAGUAAAAGUAGUAACAAAAGUAAAAGUAGUAACAAAAGUAAAAGUAGUAACAAAAGUAAAUGUAGUAACAAAAGUAAAAGUAGUAACAAAAGUAAAUGUAGUUACAAAAGUAAAAGUAGUAGUAGUAACAAUAAUUUGUAUAGUGUCAUUAUUGAAAGUAACCACAUUAAUAAUUCUAACACCAACAGUAGUAAUAAUAAUAGUGUAGAACAUAAUUCUAAUUGUUUUCAUACAAGCAGUACAUGUAUUACAAAAAUUAAAACAAAAAAUACAUUAGUCCCUAACCUAUUGUCAAUAUAUAAUAGUGAACAAGAAAAUAAAAAAAAUGAAUUUGCUAAAGAACAAAAGAAAAUUAACAGAUGCUUCCAGACUAAUAUCUAUCCUGAAGAUAUUGAGGAUAACCAGGAUGUUAAGGAUGAAAAUAGCAUUCAAGAGAAUGAAGAAAAAUAUAAACAAAUUUGUGAAGUAAAUAAAACUCCAAAUGAAUAUAUGCAUAGACAUGUAAAGAAAAAUUUUUAUUAUCAUGAUAAAGAGGAAUAUAAUUCACCUACUAGUAAUAAUAGUAGUAUAAAAAGUAAUAUAUUCUUUAUACCAAAACAUGAUUUAAUAUACUCAGAUGAUGAAAAAAAUGUUACACAGUAUCCAUUAGAAAAAGACGAUAUUUGUCAUCUAGGAGAAUAUGAAAUGGAAAGUGUAUUAUAUAAUAAUGAUAAUAUGUCAAUUAGAUCAGAAGGUACACUUAAGAACAAAUUUUCAUCGCACGAAAAAUUUUUAGAUGUAUCAAAAUUUUCAACCGAAUCUAAAUGUACAAAUUUGUCAAGGCUUUCAAACCAUUUUUCCUUUACAAAAAAUUCUGUAUUAAAAGAGAAAGACAAUUUUGUUUUUUCAAAUUGUGAUAAUACAAAUGAUAAUGUAUCUUGUGUCGAAUCUUCACACACAUCUUAUUCGAUAUCCAAUAUUGAUGAAAAAAAAAAAAAAAAAAAAAAAAAAAAAAUGAAUUUCAAUAAAUUAGAAAUUUUAGAAAAUUCACACAUUUUUAUUAUAUUAUGUGAUAAUUUACAAGAAACGUUAUUAAACCAUUUUAAUAGUGAUAUACAGAUGAAAUGUUUAGAUAUAUUUUAUACAUUUUGUAGUUUUGAUGAUAAUAUUGUUAAUAUUAUAUUAACAAAUACAUCAUUAGUAGAAUGGGUAUUUGAUUAUAUAUCAAAUACGAAAUAUGAAAAUUUAAGAGAAAAGGCAUUAAAACUUUUAGUUACUUUUUUUUUUAAUAAUACACUUUUUUCAAAUACCCAUACACAUUAUGCAAUAGAUGUUUUAAUAAAUAUUAUUAUGAGAUAUGUAAGUAAAGAUAAUAUUAUGUUGAGUAAUAAGGUCAUAUAUAAUAAUGAUAUGAAUAAUAAGUUAGUCCAUAAACAAUUUAUGAACAAUAAUUUUAAAAAUACAGUUUAUAACAAUAAUUCGUAUGAUCAUUAUUCCAAUAAAUUUAAGUAUAAUUUUUUCACCAUAUCUUAUAUUAUUAAAGCAUUAAAUAUGCUUAUAAAUAUUUCACAUGCAUCCAUAAAAAUUUCUCACAUUUUUAAAAUUAUAAAUAUAUUUUCCUGUCUUAUAAAAUCACCUAGUUGUGCUCCAACCAGUAUUGAUGAUAUUAUCUUAUUGUUCGAAUCCAUUUUACUAAAAAAUAAUAAUAAUUAUGAAAUUUCAUAUGGUGAUAAAUUAGAAGAAAGUAUAUGUACACAAGAAGAUGACAGUAUAUUUUGUAAAUUAAAAAGUAAAGAAAAAAAUGAACAAGUAAAUAAAAUAUUACAUAUGAAUGAAGAAUGUAACAUAUAUAUAAAUACAAAUACAAAUACAAAUACAUUUAAUGGUACACAAAAAAUAAAACAUGACAAUUUUUUACAUAAAAAAAAAAAAAAUAUAACUAUAAAAAAAAAUAAUAUAUAUAAAAGUGAUUAUAAGGUCAAUAAUAAUGAUAAGGGAGACACGGUUGCACUAACUUUGGAAAAUACUUUAUUAAAUGAUAUUAUUAAUAAAGUAUAUAUAACGAAUAUUUUUAUAUUAUUUAAAAUUUUAAAAACUGCUUUAAAUAUUAUAAAAACGGUUAAUAUAUACAAGAAAGAUAUAUAUAUAGAAAUAAUAUAUAAUGAAGACAAAAAUUAUAUACAAAAUAUAACAAUAAGUAUUAUGAAAUUAUUGUUCUGCUUAGUUUAUAUAUUAAAUAGAAAUGAAGAAUUUUUUAUAGAUUUAAAUAUUAUCAAUGAAAAUGACAAAUUAGACAAUGAAAAUAAUUUUGAAAGUAUAGCAUUCAUAAAAUUAAUGUUAUCUUUUUUUAUAGAAUUAGAUAUAUUUAUGGAAAAUAUAUAUCUACAAAAUAGCAACAUAAUUAAUCAAGAGAAGAAAUUAUAUAAUAUUCAAUUUUCAUAUCUUACGUGUAUAUUUAUUAUUCAUAAUAUAUAUGAAAAAAGACAAAUAUUCAAUAAUGUCAGUUGGAAUAUUUUAUUCUCUUCUUUUUUUAAUCAUUUCUAUAACUUGUUAGCUAGAGUAUUAUAUCAUGUAGAUCAUAUAACUGAAACAUAUUUAAAUGGAUGUGAACAAAUAAAUAAAAGUGAAAAUUUUAUUAAUAUAGAUAAUCGAAAUAAUGGAACAAUUAUUAUGUCCAUGUCUCCGAAACGUGAUGGAUCCAAAGAGGAUGAACAAAAAAGAGAAAAAAUAAAUAACCAUCAUAAUAAUGAUAAUAAUAAUAAUAAUAAUAAUAUUAGUAUUAAUGAACAACAUAAAUUAAUUGUAGACAAAUUUUUUAUGUAUAAAAAAAGAAUGAGAAAAGAACUGUUAAGUAAUAGGCCCUUUACACUAUUCUUUCAAUAUGUUUCAAGAAAAAAUUACAGCGAAGAAUGCCACCGAAUUUUAAAACUUUUAAUUGAUGAAGAAGAAACUAUCAUCCAUCAGAGAGAUGAUUUAAAAGACAUUUUAAUAGAUAUAAUAAAAAAAAACGAUUUUUAUUUUUCUAAAGUUCUAUUAUUCAAUUUUAAUGAUAAUGAAGUUAUUAUCGAAACCGUUAUAUAUAUAUUUUAUUUAAGUUUAAAAUAUGAUAAAGGUUUUCUUGAAAAGAAAUUAAAUAAAAGUAAAAAGAUUAAUUAUGUACAACAUUUAUUUGUCACUAAUAAUUAUAACAACAAUAUUAAUCCAUUAUUUAUAUUUAUGUCUUUAACUUAUUCUUAUUAUUUUAUAAAAAAGGAUAAAAUUUAUAUAGCAUUCCAACAUAUUCAAAAUCAAUUAUUUAAAAUAAAUUUAUAUUUAUGGAAAGAUAUAAAAAAAUUAAAAAAUAUAUAUUUAGCAUUCGAUUGCAUUUUUUCAUUAAAAGUUAAUAAUAAUAAUUAUAAUCAUUUCUUUCCUUUUAUAAUAUAUAUUAUAAAAUUAGAAUUAUCUUUAUAUGCCUCUGGGGAAAUAAGUGAGGUUGAUAAUAAAUUAUAUUUGUCCAUAUCAAAAAAUAGGGAACUUGUAAAUAUGAUCUUUGAACAUAUCGAAAUGGACAACAUAUUAAGUGAUCAAAUCAUUUAUAUAUAUUAUUUAAUAAUAAAAUUAAGAAAAUACUCUGUAGCUUCUUGUAAUAAAAGUAUUAGUUUGUACAAAAUGAUGAACACAGUAAUUAGAUAUAUGAAUACAGUAGAAAAUAAAACAGACGAAAUUAAUAAUAUAUUUUCUUUUUUUUUCCUCUUUUUUGAAAAUUUGGAAAAAUAUUCAGAAAAAGAUAUAUUUAAUAUAAUAACAUUACUCCAGAAACUUUCGUUAUAUGUAAAAUAUUCCCUAGAAAAAUUUUUUUCUACCCAAAAAAUAUAUGACAAUAAUGAUAAUAAUAGUAAUGAUAAUAAUAACAAUUGUUAUAGUAUAAAUGAUGAAAAUAAAAUGCAGUGUUCAAAUAAUAAUAAUAAUAAUAAUAAUAAUAAUGACUUUAUUUAUAAUAUUCUAAAAUUUGAAAAUUCCUUUUUUUAUUUCUUAUUAAAUCUAAUAUUUUAUUGUAGAAAAUAUAACCAAAUACAAAAUAUUAAUGUUUUAUCCUCAUCUAUUUCGUUAAUACAUCUUUUAAUAUAUUCUAUUAAAAAUACUAAUACUCAUUUUAGGAGUUUAUCCUUUUAUAUUUUAUCGUUAUUAAUUUUACCUUUUCCUAAAUCUCCACAAAAUACAUCACCACUCUUAAUUAAACUUUGUACAUCUUUUGAUAAAAAUAUUGAAGAAAUAUUAUCAUUACAUAAUAACACAUCAAAUACAAAUCAAGAAAAUAAAUCAGACAAAUGUAUUGUUAGAAAAAAUUUAUUUUAUCCUUUAUUAACUCAUGAAAGUAUGGAAAUCAGACUUUCUUCUUUAUCCUUGUUAUUAUGUUUAUUGCUAACAAAUGAAGUUGUUUUAUUGGAAGAGGAGGUUUUUCUUUUUUUUCUUUUCUUAAUUAAUUGUUCAUUUUUAAGUGAAUGGGAUAAUAUACAAAAUGAUUUAUUAUUAGCGACCAUCAAUGUCUUACUACUAUCAACAAAUAUAAAUUUAAAAGUUAAAUCAUUUUGCUUUAACUAUAUCUAUUCGUUUAGACCAUUUUUUCUGAGGUGUAUUUUACAUUUGAAUAGGAAACAGGAAGUUAUUAUUCACCGGUUAUUUUUUUUAUUAAUGGUUGUCAAAAUUAAACCUUUAUGGUUUGAUAUAACUACUUGUAGUGAGAAGAUUCUGAAAAUUAUAAUGAAUGUGGUAACUAGAAAAAAUAUGGACCUCUUUAUAUUUAAUUGUAUUAUAUCGGUUGCUCAUGAGACCUUUAUAAAAGAAAAAAAGAACUAUGUGAACAAUAAUUAUAACAAUUAUACUAAUAAGGAAAAUAAAAAUGUUAUAGAAAACCUAGAAGAAUAUUUGGAAACAUAUAAAAAAAAUAUUAAAAAAAAUUCAGAUAUGGAUAUUUAUAAUAUUUCAAGUUUUAAUAAGUUUAAAUGUGAAAAUAUCAAUUAUUAUGUCGUGUUGUCCGUUUUGAAUACUACCACUAUAUUGUUAUACAAAUAA